UGUUCAGAUACUGUUGUAAUAUAAUAUUUGAUUAAUAAUCAUGUUUCAAGUUGCUGUAUUGUGCGAGUCUCAUAUCUAAAUAGUAUUUAUUCCAUGCUAACGUUUAAAACUAAAGUUUAAUAACUUUUUAUAAAUUAUUCCAUAGUGUUCUAUCAGUAAUCGUUAUCUACUCUCGACUCUCCUUAUCUUUAUUCUGUUCCCUAAAUUUUUCAUAAAUAAUUAUUUAGUUCUAUGGAUUAGGUUUUCUGAAUAAAUAAAAAUUGUAUAUUAUAAUAAUAAUAUUAUAAUUUUCGGAGUUCACUGAUAAUGGGAGACAAUUACGAGAAUGAAGGAUAUGACAAUGAUUAUCAAACAAAGGCCAAAGGAAGUAUUUUAACUAGGAAAAAUAAUACUUUACCUGUUUGGGGCAAUGAACGUACUAUGAAUUUAAAUACCCUUAUACUAACCAACAUUCAAUCAUCUCAUUAUUUUAAAGUUAAUUUAUAUGAACUAAAAACUUACCAUGAAGUAAUUGACGAAAUUUAUUAUAAAGUACAACAUCUGGAGCCAUGGGAAAAGGGAAGUCGCAAAACUGCUGGACAAACUGGCAUGUGUGGUGGUGUUCGUGGCGUUGGGGCAGGUGGAAUAGUAUCUACAGCAUUUUGUCUUCUAUACAAACUGUACACUUUGAAAUUAACUCGCAAGCAGGUAACUGGGCUAAUUACCCAUUGCGAUUCACCUUAUAUACGCGGUUUGGGUUUUAUGUACAUCAGAUAUACUCAACCUCCUGGCGAUCUCUGGGAUUGGUAUGAAUCUUUUUUAGAUGAUGAAGAGGAGGUGGAUGUUAGAGCAGGAGGCGGACAAAUGAUGACAAUUGGAAAUGUAUUGAAAAGUUUUUUAGUUAAAUUAGAAUGGUUUUCAACAUUGUUUCCCCGAAUACCUGUGCCUAUUCAGCAACAAAUAGAAAAAAGAAUGAAUGAGAGAUAUCCUCAUGUUGCAGAAGAAGCACCUAGAAGGAAUGUACCUGAAAGAAGUUACAGCCGAGACAAGGAUUUCAGCCGAGACAAGGAUUUUAGUCGAGACAAGGAUGAUUAUAGAAGUAGAGAUUACUCUGAUAAAGCAAGGUCUCGGGAUAAGGUUGAUCGAAAUGACCGUAGAGAUAGAUCACAUAGAGACUAUCGUGACAGAGAUUAUGAACGGAAGUCUAGCUAUAAAAGUUCGAGAGAAAGGUCGCCUUAUGCUAGUCGGAGGGAUGACUAUAGAAGAAGCCAUUCUAGAAGUCCAAAAUAUGGAAGUAGUAGAAAAAGAGAACGAGAUGAUCAAAGAUCAAGAUCAAGGUAUUGAUGUCAUGCUAAAGAAUACAUAAGACCUUCUUUUUUCCACACUUCACAGGAAGUGUGAAAAUAAUAAUUUUAAGUUGUACAUAUAUCGCAAAUUACUUUUUUUUUUGUAAUAAACGACAUUAAUAAAUUUAUAUUUCAAUA
Adelges cooleyi (spruce gall adelgid) is the source of this 1463-nucleotide messenger RNA. Its product is annotated as pre-mRNA-splicing factor 38B. The record is from RefSeq and is a predicted model, not a curated record. Lineage: Eukaryota; Metazoa; Arthropoda; Insecta; Hemiptera; Adelgidae. Gene Ontology annotation, cellular component: precatalytic spliceosome. Bases 307 to 1323 code for a protein of 338 amino acids. The transcript is spliced from 11 exons.